This is a messenger RNA of Aspergillus ibericus CBS 121593, 1676 nucleotides long. Its product is annotated as sterigmatocystin biosynthesis dehydrogenase stcV. Lineage: Eukaryota; Fungi; Ascomycota; Eurotiomycetes; Eurotiales; Aspergillaceae. Bases 146 to 1315 code for a protein of 389 amino acids. The transcript is spliced from 5 exons. The record is from RefSeq and is a predicted model, not a curated record.
CCAACCAAGAUGCAGCUCAGAAUAAUGGACAUGCCCGCUUCUUGGGACGACUAAACACCCAGAAGUAUAUAAAAGGGCAGCAGUACACCAGCAGACCUCAACCCUCAGAAUCCAUCCCAAAUUAUCCAUCCCAUUGCUUCUCAGAAUGUCUGGCUUGUCUCCCGCUCCCAUGCCCAAGACCCUUUUGGGUUUCCACCAGGUGCUAUCACCCACCGGGGGAAUCAAAGUCUCCCCAUUAUGUCUCGGUGCCAUGAACUUCGGAACCGCCUGGGAACCCUACAUGGGCGAAUGCAGCAAGGAAGCUUCCUUCGCCAUCCUAGACACCUUCUAUAAAAGCGGCGGAAAUUUCAUCGAUACCGCCAACGCCUAUCAAGACGGCCAAUCCGAAGAAUGGAUCGGAGAAUGGAUGAAGCAACGCAACAACCGAGACCAAAUGGUAAUCGCAACCAAAUACACCACCGGCUUCCGACGCACCCAAACAACGACCAUCCCCCUCCAAUCCAACUACGUCGGCAACUCCACCAAAUCCCUCCACCUCUCCGUAACCCAAAGCCUCAAAAACCUGCAAACCAGCUACAUCGACAUCCUCUACAUCCACUGGUGGGAUUUCACCACCAGCGUGGAAGAAGUCAUGCAUAGUCUCAAUGCCCUCGUUCUCGCCGGAAAGGUCCUCUACCUCGGUAUUUCUGACACGCCGGCGUGGGUGGUGGUCAAGGCGAAUGCGUACGCGCGGGCCAAUGGACUGAGAACGUUCUCCGUGUACCAGGGAAGAUGGAACGCGGCGGAACGCGAUCUUGAGAGGGAGAUUGUGCCCAUGUGUUUGGAUCAGGGGUUGGCGGUUGCGGCGUUUUCGGUGUUGGGGCAGGGUCGGUUGAGGGUUGGGGUGGAAGGGGAGGAGGAACAGGAGUAUACGGGUUCGACGCGGGGAAAGGUGCAGACUGAGACGGAUGUGGUGAUUUCAAAGGCGUUGGAGAAGGUUGCGAAGCGGAGGGGGGUGUCGUUGCAUGCUAUUGCAAUCGCAUACAUCCGCUUCAAAGCCCCCUACAUCUUCCCCAUCAUCGGACAACGCAAACUCGAGCACCUGAGAGCCAACAUUGACGCCUUGAAAAUCGAUCUCUCCAAGGAAGAGAUGGAUGAAAUCGAUAAUGCUCUUCCAUUUGACCCGGGAUUCCCGAUGAACUUUGUUCUUGGUGAUGGGUUCAAGACUUUGUUCACGGCUGCGGAUGUGACGGCGACCAAGUGGACGGCGCAUAUUGAUGCCCCGACGCCGGUUAUGCCCGUGAGGCCGAGGAGGGAUUUUCGGGGUGGGGAGUGAGGUGGUGGGGGGAUAGUUUUGGGUUGGGUUUGGGGUGGAGAAUGGAUUGUUUGUGAGGAUUGUCGUGUGUAGAGUUUUGACUUUGAUUGGCAUAUGUGAUAUUCUUACAAGCCUUCGUUGUUGCUGAGCCGGAUGGAGGUAGAUAAGAGAUCUAUCGAUAGACUUCGAGGAUAAUCACUUUGAUAGAUGAACUUGUGAAAUGGUCAGCUAUCGUUCGUAUAUUGCUCCGGUUCCCGGAAGCUUAUGGCGUGGGGUUGUACAAAAACGAUACAGAUGACCGUAUCCAAGGCGAGGUGUCAGCACAUGUUUGUUAUUGUUUACUAGUAACUAUCCGCUCGAUAAUGUUUUGCUCAUUCUCAUG